CCACGCCUUGCCCAGACUUCAAAAUCCACUCUACAGUCAUUGUCUAGAAUCACCUCGAAACAAUGGCUAUCAUCAAGUACGCUAUUCCCGCUCUCGCUGCGGCCCAGGUCGCCAUCGCUGCCAGCUGUGGUAGCAAGGGCGACAGCAUCAACAUUGCCAGCCAGAGCGAUGCCGAUAGCUACGCCACUUGCACGAAGCUCACCGGUGACGUCGUGAUCAGCGAACACUUCUCUGGUGACCUGAGCCUCAACGGCGUCUACGAGAUCACUGGUGGAUUGUCGAGCGAUGGCGCCACCAACCUUACCUCGCUCACGUCUCCUAGCUUGGGCACCAUUGGCGAGACCUUCAAGCUGAACGGGCUGACCACUCUGACCACCCUCAGCUUGACCAACCUGACCAGCGUUGGAGGCAUCUCCUGGACUGCCCUGCCCGAGCUUCAGUCUCUCGACUUCGCCAAGGGUGUCUCGGAGGCUGGUUCCGUCGAGAUCACCAACACUGGUCUCACCAGCUUGGACGGUAUCUCCCUGAAGAGUGUCGGCAGCUUCGACAUCACCGAGAACACCAACCUCAAGACCGUCAACGUCAACGACCUGACCAACGCCACCGGCCUUAUCAACUUCGCUGGUAACUUGGACUCCCUCGAGAUUAUCCUUCCCAACCUUGCCGGUGGUACCAACAUGACCUUCCGCAACGUCAGCGCUGUCUCCAUUCCCUCUCUCAAGGAGCUGAGCGGACAGCUUGGUUUCUGGGGCAACUCUUUCACCAACUUCAGCGCCGCCAACCUGACCAGCACUGGUGACCUCGUCUUCGAUGGCAACAGCGACCUUGCCAACAUCAGCAUGCCCGUCCUCAAGACCGUCAACGGUGGUUUCCAGAUUGCUCGUAACGACAAGCUCAAGGAGAUUUCUUUCCCCGAUCUUGAGACCGUUACUGGUGCCAUUGACUUCAGCGGUGAAUUCAACUCUGUUAAGCUUCCUGCUCUUGAGGAGGUCAAGGGUGGUUUCAACGUGCAGAGCACCGGUAACCUGACCUGCGACACUUUCCAGAAGAUGCACAGCAGCAACGUCAUCCGCGGUACCUACAAGUGCACCCAGACCGCCAACCCUACCACCAAGGACGGAUCUUCUGGCACCACCACUUCCACCGGCAGCAGCGGCUCCUCCUCUUCCACUUCCAGCGACAGCGCCUCUGUCAUGAACAUCGCCAACGUUCCCGCCAUGGGAGUUGCUGCCAUCUUCGGUGCCUUCGUCCAGUACCUUUUGUAAAGGACGCUCGAGAGCAAUUAUUUGUGUGUACCGCUUUUGUUAAACCCCUAUGAUGGUUGUUGUGUGUAAAGUUGCCUAAGAAGCAAUUGGUCGUUAAUCCCAGUACUCUGCUGUUCUUAUGAUAAUAAUUUGAAUAUUGGGUUGAGCAACAUUUGUGCAGCAGUGCUUGCCUUUGAAGAGAUGAUCGUUUAUCCUUGUUUUCUAUCCUGCUUCAAUAGCGAGACGAGGCUACGGGUUAGUGGACGGUCCCCGGUUUGGCGCCUGUGAGCGGUCUCGACGUGUGUUAUAGACGUUCCUUUGCUGUUUGCUCUGCCCCGUUGCACGAUAGUACGUUACUUCUGUAUUCCAUUAAUUCAUCGUCCAUAUUUCAUC
Messenger RNA from Aspergillus homomorphus CBS 101889, 1637 nucleotides. It is a transcript of the gene ecm33, whose product is annotated as GPI-anchored protein Ecm33. The transcript is spliced from 4 exons. Gene Ontology annotation, biological process: fungal-type cell wall organization. Bases 63 to 1265 code for a protein of 400 amino acids. Gene Ontology annotation, cellular component: plasma membrane; fungal-type cell wall. The record is from RefSeq and is a predicted model, not a curated record. Lineage: Eukaryota; Fungi; Ascomycota; Eurotiomycetes; Eurotiales; Aspergillaceae.